Zophobas morio is the source of this 4979-nucleotide messenger RNA. RefSeq names its product constitutive coactivator of PPAR-gamma-like protein 1. The record is from RefSeq and is a predicted model, not a curated record. The coding region runs from base 291 to 3209 and encodes 972 amino acids. Gene Ontology annotation, cellular component: nucleus. NCBI's taxonomy places the organism in Eukaryota, Metazoa, Arthropoda, Insecta, Coleoptera, Tenebrionidae. The transcript is spliced from 14 exons.
CUCCAGUAACGCAUUGAACGUGAAGUUUCCGGUAAAUAUUUUGUUAAUUUCUCUAUCACAAAACAUGCAGUUUUAUAGGUUGAUUAAUACCAGAAAGUACGCAAAACACUUCGUACACCAUAUCUCAAUAAAACAAUAGUGUAAUUCCAACCCAACUCACAAUUCACAACGUACAACACGUCAGAAAAAAAACAGGAACGAAUGUGCCGGCAUCUUGAAAUUGAAGGCGUCUUGUUGAGCAUAUUCGGAAAUGGUAAACAGUGAUUAUUAAACAGUGCGUGUUGUUCAAAAUGGGGGUCCACGACUUACAAGUUUACCUCGAAAGCCCCAGUUUAGAAGGAGGCGCGGUCUCGGUGGAUUUGUUGAAGAUCGCCAGAAACGUGACGCAGAGGCAGCAACCGCAUAACACGAAUCGAAAAAUUAGACCCAUCGGGAACAAACUCAAACUCAUUGUAGAUGCGGAAAAUUGCUUAGAUAGGUUAUACGGUGGAUAUUUCUCAGAUUGGGCUUGCGGCGGCCAAUGGAAUCGAAUGAUUCAGUUCCAAUCCUUAUUAACAAGAGCUAUAGAACGGGGUAAUAUCGAAUUGGCUGUGGUUUUUAAUGGUACGAUAGAGUCAUGUAGAAUGAAUGAGUGGAUUGCCGAACAGGCAAACAAUAGGCAGAAAGUGGGAAUGGUUUUAAAACACAUAAAUACCAAAGCUACGCCACCUCCGAAAGUUUGGUGGACCCCACCAACUUGUCUUAGAUCUGCGUUAAGGAUGGCUUUGCGACACCUUGGAGUUACUGUGAUGUGUACAAUGGAUGACCACCACCAGGAAGUAAUAGCUUACUGCAGAGAAUACGGUUUCCACGGGCUUUUAGCGGACGAUGCCGAAUACGCAGCCUUUGACCCCCCGCGUUAUUUUUCGUCAGAGAAUUUAAAAUUAACAUACAAAGGCUCUCUCGAGACCAAAGAAUACAUGGUAAACGAACUAACUAAAUCACUUCAAUUAACUCAAGAACAGCUUUGUGUAAUGGCAGCUUUAAUGGGUAAUUUUCUGUUAACUGAGAGCGAUUUACAAGAUUUUCAUAAAAAAAUCGGUAUUACGAACGUGAUAAGGGACAACGUGUCGCCGCCGGAAUGUAACGUGAAGACGUUGGCUGACUUCGUUCGAAAACUGCCGCCUCCUUCGAAUAUGGACGCCUUGGUUGGCGCCAUACUUUCAUAUCUUGAUGAGAAUCGUGCCUCGAAGUUUAGACAGUCGGUUCAGUACUACCUCAACGGUACAGCUAGUGGGUUUCUUAAGUAUUGUGCUCCACCUUCUACACCCAAAGAAAAAAAGGGUCACAGCAAUGUACAAAAUAACAAUGAAAUAAGUCACAAAGAAAACGAUAACGAUUUAGAGGUUUUGGGUGCGGGUUUCGCCUCUGAAACCACAGAGCAGGAGGAAGAAACUCUUCACAAUUAUAAGUUAGCAACGGUUAAUUUAGUUAUGUCGUCCGAUUAUACUCUGGAUCAAAAUGGAACAAUCGGUAAUUCACACAGCGAUCCUUCUCACUUUAAUGGACUCUUGAAUGGAUCUAUUCCUAAUACUAACCAGAAUAUCGCCAGUACUAGCGGAACUAGAGUCAAUCUUCUAGUCAGUUCGAGCAGUUCAAAUACCAGUAGUGUUCCGUCAUCACCGAAACAUUCUGCACAGUCUUCUCGUCCAGCAGUUGUUUCGCAAAACUUGGUAACUCCGACCAUUUCGCCCGACGUCCUCCGAACGGCGUCUCUCCGCCACCAGAAAGGCCUGAUGGCCUCCAUGAUCCUGCACGUCCUCAGCACCCAAGAGGUGCGCUUACCGUGCCUCAUGGAAGACGAAGGCAACCGCGAGUUCCCCCCCAUCCACGAUAUCUACCAGCCGCUCCGGCAGCGCGUCUACGCAGUAUUGUUCAACCUGCACCACCUCCGGUACGUCCAUACGAAGAAAAAAGAAUCGGGCGAAUUGCCCGAAAACUCCCCUCAACCCGAGAUCGUCGUCAAAGAGUGGAUAUACAGCCGUUCCAAUCCGUACCAGUACCCCGAACACGUAAAAGCCGAACCCCUACCUUGGGCUGUUCCGACAUUGCAAAGAUUAUGGUUCGGUCCCGCUCUCGACGACAAGCGACGAAGAAUGAGGGCGCUUUUAUCUUGUUUAAAUUCCGAUACUCCUCUUAUAUUGAAUACCGGAUACGUGCCUCAGCAUAUGCUAAUAAUGGCGUGCGUUUUGCGGUAUAUCAUGUCGCAAGAUAAGCCCAUUAUGAGGAGACACGAACUGGACGCUUUUCUGUGCCAGGCUUUUAAUGUUGAUCUCAUGAAUCCUCAGUACCUUCAGGAGUUAACACUCACGGUUGUCACAAGUAGAGGGGUUCAAUUGGCGGCGCUUUUCAUGCAAGGGGUUGAAAUGGCCUUGUUGGCUAACGACGCUUGUGGCGCACCACUUCCAUGGCUCAUGUGUUGUCCUUGGUUGUAUUUCGACGGGAAGUUGUUCCACCACACGUUGAACAGAUCAACACACUCGAAAAAUAUACUGGAGGUCUGCGAGAAUCACAUUGAGAGGGUCGUCAAGGUGGAGCGGAUGAGGAAAGCUAUUUUGGAGGGGUUGGACGUGAAGUUUGCAAAGGUUCCUUUAGCUCCGUUUGCAGGAAUGAUGCGACAAGGUUUACCACCUCCGCAAGGCCUGCCCACAAUGCCUCUACCCUCCAAUAGAAUUCCAGCGGGCAUGCGCCCGCGUCCUAUCUCGUCAAGAGGUGGCCAAUUGCAGGUAGCGGGGGUCGUUGUGGGUUCGUGGGGGGCGAAUUACGGUUACCAAAAUAUGAGGCAGCAAGCACCCAUCGUCGGUUAUCAGGGUAGAGGGCGUGGAGUGAUGGGAGGUCCUCCAGGUCCGAGUAAUUUUAACCAACAAAAUAUAGCAAGAGGUCGAGGGCAGCAACGAAAACCAGGACCGCCCACUUUUCCGGUGAAUAAAAGAAAUAACGCAAAUAAGAAACGUAACAACACUAACAAGCCUAACAACAGAAACCAGACAAGCCAGGAACAUCACACUCUUACGGUUAAAACCGAAAGCGGAGACAUUCCAGCUGACGAAAUAAUAAUAAAUAACGACGGUACGGUGAGUACGGCAGGUAAAACAGAAGACUGCAUCAAGGGUAAUAGUGAUCAUAAAGGUCAAGGAGACGCUCCGAAUUUAGUUAAUACUUCUCACUAAAAGCGAAGUCGAGUGUCUGUGUUGUGUUUGUUGUUUUCUAUCGCUGGAUUUUGUUUUAAUUAUUUUAAGUCUACUUUAGUUACGAACCUGCAGAGACCCAACACGUGGGAGUUUAGGAGCCUUAUUACCAUUGAAUCAAGUGUUUGAAACAAAGUGGAAGACUCAAAAGUGCGAGUGUCUCGCGUCUAUCAUAGUGACUGGUUUUUUAAUCGCGUUAGCUCAACAACGAUUAUCUAAAAAGCAGUGUUGGUGCGUUGAUGUUUAGAUAGAUAUUAACUAAAGGUAAGGGAAGGUAGUGCCGACACUGCUUAAGCUGUGUUCAGAUGACUCUGAAACGCUGACUGAUUGUUUGAGAGCAUAUGUAUAUUUUUCUAUGUUUGUUACAACUGUUAUAAUUAUAUAUUGACUGAGAGAGUGCUUUUAGCACUGCUGUGAUCAUAUUUAUGGUAUUUAUACGUUUAGAUCUGUUGUUGGAUCAACAAGAUAAAUUGUUGCGAAAUUUUCAGAGGAAUUGCCGGCAACGAUUUAUAUUGUUAGAAUUGAGAGAUGGUUUAAGGAUGGUUCUCAUUAUGAAGUCGUGACCUUUCGGUAUAUACCAUUUGCAGAAAUUGUAAACCGACCUUUAAACAAGUUAUUAGCAAAUGUUUUGCAACGCUCUGUAUUUGAAGUUCGACAUUAAAUCUUGUCCAUUACUGUAAGACAACAACUUUAAUAUCAUGCACAGAAUUCAUGUAAAGUAACAAAUUUUGAUGUUAAAAUGUUGAGACGAAAUUACUUUUCCACUGAAAAGGAAUUUUUUGCUGUUUAACAAUGACUUGCGCUAUUGCUCAUGGGAGACAAUAUAGCCGAAAAUUAACUGAUAUUCGAAAGAAAACAGAUGUCAAAAAAUGGAAAUGAAAAAUUAAAUUAAUCCAUACUUACAUUUUAUGUAGCUGUUUAUUGACUAUACACAUGUAGAGAAAAAGGAAACAAAUUACAUAAUUUAGCUCACCAAUAAUAGACAUUGUAUUAGUAAUUUAUCCGUUCUGGAUGGAAUAAUUGUAAUGUUCAUGAAAUGUGUAAUCUUUUUGUUAUUGAAAAAAAAAAGUUACUACGAUUAUGCUUUCUUUUAUAACGAUGGUGUAAUAAUAUACUGCUGAUGUAUUCUUUCUUUUUUUUUUGUUUUUUUAAAUAAUGCUUAGUUUUGGGAUAUGAACCAACAUUUUUUUUUAGAGUUACUUUGUUAAUUGAUUUACUAAUUACGCAACGCAAGCCCUUUUUUAAUCAUUAUGAUGUAUACCUAUGCUUAAUCUAUUUAGAUAUUUGGAAAGUAUGUAGAGUAUUUACAAUUUUUUGUUCUAACUGAUAUAUUUAACUUUAUAUAUGUGUAUAUUGGCUCUAUGGGUGAAAGGGCAUCCAUAUGAAUAAAUAUUAAAAUACAUAUAUUUAGAUAAACUAGUACGUGAUUUUAGAAAACUUGGGACAAUAUCACAGAAUUUCAUUGUUCAUUUCUUCAAUUUAAUUUUCGGGAUAAAAUAUCAAUGUCUCAAAUAACGCUUAUUGUCUUGAUGUAACUUUCUGAAAUCACCAUAAAUUCAAAGUUUACACUUUUUUCUUGUAAUUUAUAAUUAUAUAAAAUAAAACAAUUUAGUUGUUUUGUAAUGAUUUAAGGGCUGCCGCUGCGCUCCUAACUCAUUACGAAUAAUUAAAAUGAGAUUUGAUGUGGCUGAUAUGCUGGAAAGGUACCACCAAGUAUCUGUACGAUGCAGAUGAAAAAAGUUUGAUUGAUAA